This is a messenger RNA of Tachysurus fulvidraco (yellow catfish), 2306 nucleotides long. Its product is annotated as alpha-tectorin. Gene Ontology annotation, biological process: neutrophil migration. NCBI's taxonomy places the organism in Eukaryota, Metazoa, Chordata, Actinopteri, Siluriformes, Bagridae. Bases 1004 to 2125 code for a protein of 373 amino acids. Gene Ontology annotation, cellular component: apical plasma membrane; cell surface. The transcript has 9 exons. The record is from RefSeq and is a predicted model, not a curated record.
UAUCAUCAAAAGAGGAAAUGUGAGAAAAAGUUUGUACAAAACAAUGCCAUGACUUUCACCUAAUAUGACUGAAGUGGAGGUUUUACAAUUUUUGAGUUAGGUUUUAUGGUAAAUGUCUUGAAAGCAAGGACAACAGUUAAUACCAAGACAUCAAUAAAGAAGUUUGACACUGAGACACUGAAACGAGGUCAUGAAACGACCACAUGAUUAUGUUAUAAGAGCAUGCCAAUACAUUUAAAAUAUAUUACCUGCUAACUCCCAUCCACAUCCAACUUCCUGCUCCCAGCUUUUUCUUUGCACGAUCGUUGCUUUAUGUAGUGGAAUGUGAUUUAACAUGAUUCAAGGAGUCUAAUCUAGUUUCUAGUAGUGUUUGUUUAACUGUGAGAGAAUUACUGCCUGUGCCACAUUCAGUCUGUCCACAUGAUUUUUAGUCACCAGCUCCGCAGCCAGUGUGGCAGUGAACUGCCCUUGACUCAAUAGCAGGACUUCUUUUCAUGCAAAAGAGUGGGAUUCCUGAAACAGUAAAACUUUAGCCAUGUCCUUUAAAAAACCCUACAGACAAAAGUUUGAGACAAUACAGGAUACCACCCUGCAACUCUCUGUCCUCUUUAUAUGAUCAACAGACUUCUUAUUGGCCGGUGGUUUGUGACAUGGUUGUAAGGUGUCGGCUAAGUGGCCUGUCAGUAGUAUUUUCAGUCUUAUGACCCUAAAUCUACAUGGCCUGUGUUACCUUGGACUCCCCUCAGCAUGCCCUAUUCAUGUGUGGAAUCUCAUUGUUGGUGUGGACAUCAAUUCAAGCUGGUGUUUUUAAGGCCAGAGGGAGGCUCCUACUUCAUUAGAGCUGUUUUUCGAGGGCUGGCUGUAGUGCAAGCACAACAUCUGCAGCUGGCAACCAGUUUAGAGUGAAUAGUUGACACGAUUCACAAAUUUGGGGGAAACAGAGAUUUUGUGUAAAGAUUUACCUGUGAAAAGGCAAAUUGAGUCUGAAGACAGUCUGAAAAAAAUGGCACCUGUUUCACUGACAAUUUGGUGUCUCCUCACAAUUUGGACCCUUAUCCCAGCUGUGCAUCUCGAGGAAGAAGAGCUUAAUGAAACUGUCAUAUGUACCAACAAGCAGAUACAAGUGAUGAUACCAAGUGCUUUUUUUCUCAGCAAGGACCCACCUGUUUAUAUAUGGGAUUUGCACCUAAAUGACCCAGAGUGUCGUGGUGUUGAGAUUGGGGAUGAUUAUGUCUUCACUAUCAAGACUAAUCUUACAGAUUGUGGCACUCUCAUGGCAUCUGAUGAGACUUACAUCAUGUUCACUAACACCAUUCACAAUAAUGAAUCAGAUGUCAUCACUAGAAACUAUGUCAAUAUUACAUUUGGCUGUCGCUACCCAGUAAACUACAUGGUCCGGCAGCCUAACGGAGAUAAUAUGAUCCGAGUGGAUGUCAGGACGAUCACUUUGGGCACAGAAGAUGGAAAUUUCUCAGUGUCCAUGCUGCUUUAUAAAGAUGAAGACUUUGUGGACAAAUGGACUACUGUUCCAUCUUUAAUGCUUGACGACAACAUCUAUGUGAAAGUUUUCAUGAUACCAGCUAAUCUCAUGCUCCGACUGGAGAGAUGCUGGGCCACACCAAACCGUGACCCAUACAGCAACAUCCAGUACACUUUCAUUAAGGACAGUUGUCCAGUGCUGACCAAUGACCAGACGCUGGCUGUGAUGAAGAAUGGACGAGGCCCGGAAGCUCUAUUCAGGAUCCAAAUGUUUAAGUUUGUCGGCAGCUCUUACACAGACAUCUUCCUCCACUGUAAUGUCCAGAUCUGCCACAGCAGUGCAGGAGCAUGUCAGCCUAACUGCACUACCGAGGACACAUCAGCACGUACGCGCAGAGACGUUGCUCUGUCCCACACUGUGUCCUAUGGACCAAUAAAAAGACGUGAGGUUCACUCUAACAAAAGUACUCUGAAUGCACAUUCGCCUCCAGUGGAAACCUUUGUGCUCGGAGGUCUGUUGGUGGUUCUUCUGCUCAUCACCGGCGUGUUUGGAAGACUGUGGCUCAAAAGCAGACGGUCUUAUCCUACCCAAGAGGCCCAACUCACCCUGUCCAACAUCCACCACAUUUUAGAGGUGGCCAGCUAAGCUAGAGUCCACAAGUAAAUACCUCUCUUACACACAGUACUAAAUGAAGUAUAUAUUCUGUACAGAGAGCAUUAAAAUUAUAGUAUAUUGUUUUAAUAAAGUACAAAUCAAUAGGUUUAGUAUGUGGGCAUUGAUCUUAUGAUCCUUUAAUCUUUUGUUGUUUUAUUUGCUGUCAAAUAUU